UGGGUCAGGAGACAGACCUGUCUCUAGACCGGCUACCGAGCCACUCUCCUCGCCAGUACUUCUUCGCCUGGCUGCUGAAGAGGCGGAUGUCUCCCCCGUUCCUGACCGCCCUCUGUUAGCUCUUCCUCACUGUACAGUGGGGCUCGAGCCCACAGCAUGCGAUACUUCGCUUGGUGAGGGAACACCAAAGGACAGGGGCAGGUAGAGGACACGUGAUUUCAGUGGGCUUGCUCCCCGGGCCAUGCCAACUAACGGUUGUGUCUGACGUACCCACCGACCGUUGGCUGUAGUGUCAGAGGUGACCUGGGAAGAGGAAGACGACCGAGCCAACCAAUCGAUGACGGCAGGGUUGUCGGUGGAGACACGACCGCUGGAUGACACCGGGAGCUCGCUCCUGAAACAUUGCCUCCUCUGCCACUCCUCUGCUAACAAUUCUGUGUCCCUGAGUAACAAUUUUGUGUCCCUCAGUAACGAUUCUGUGUCCCUGAGUAACGAUUCUGUGUCCCUGAGUAACGAUUCUGUGUCCCUCAGUAACGAUUCUGUGUCCCUCAGUAACGAUUCUGUGUCCCUCAGUAACGAUUCUGUGUCCCUGAGUAACGAUUCUGUGUCCCUGAGUAACGAUUCUGUGUCCCUGAGUAACGAUUCUGUGUCCCUCAGUAACGAUUCUGUGUCCCUGAGUAACAAUUCUGUGUCCCUGAGUAACAAUUCUGUGUCCCUCAGU
Messenger RNA from Staurois parvus, 721 nucleotides. The record is from the annotation of a GenBank genome assembly. NCBI's taxonomy places the organism in Eukaryota, Metazoa, Chordata, Amphibia, Anura, Ranidae.